UUCCAAACUCAGCAUAAGAAAGAAAUGGACAUGCUAUGGUUGGUUUGCUUGUUUUAAUCUGUUGGGAACGUCUGUCAUUGCAGCGGUCCUUCAUUUUGUCGCCGAGUUCCGCAUAUUGUCGUUGGGAUGUUCCAGGUUCCAAUUACUCGACUCAAUGCUGUCCUCAGACCGACAGUCCUCGAUGUAAUGAGGUCCAUGUCUUGCAGCCCAUCACCAGCCGUUGUCUCCUUUAUCACCCCUUCAAGCCAUUUUCAUGUGUCUGCUGUACGUAAAGAUAUUGAUCAGGCAGCCAAAUACAUUGGUGCUGGAGCCGCAACUGUUGGGGUUGCUGGAUCUGGUGCAGGUAUUGGGUCCGUAUUCGGGAGUUUGUCACUGGCGUAUUCAAGAAAUCCAAGCCUGAAGGGACAGCUGUUCACCUAUGCUAUCCUUGGUUUUGCAUUGAGAACACUGGGAAAGAAAAUCACGUGAUGAUGAUAAUCAUGAGGAUAUUGAAACACAAACAAAGACAACAAGUGAUAACAAAGUGAUCACUUACUACAGUCAUUAAAUUGCAUAAUCUUUGAUGUAUCCACCAGGGUAUUAUAUAUGUUUACUGUUGAUAACUUGUGUCCGAAACAUGAUUCAGUAAAUAUCUGUAAAUGUGUCCUGUAUCAUGUAAAGAUAGCAUAAAUAUAUGCCAUUUUACAAUCAUCCCCUCCUAGCAUAUAUUUUAUAAUCUUAAAAUACUUGUGACCGAGAAAGUGGUAUUUUGAAUGAAGAAAAAACUUUCCUCCUGGUGAUAAUGAGCGUAUGGUUCUAUGCCAAUCAUAAGAUCCAGAACAUUUCUUUCUCAAUACAAGUAUUCAAACUUGGAUUCAAUGAAUUGAAAAAGUACGGGGAAACUCUUCAGUUGGAUACUCUACAUAUUUGAUUAUACGUACCAUGAUGAAAUCCAGAGAGAUACACGCUUAUCUUUUUUAAGCUGUGACAAAAGGUAAAGCCAAACGAAAUAGCGAAUUCUGAGCAGUAUUAAGAUAUGUGAAAAAGCUAAAAGGGAUGUGAAAACUGAAUGGGAAAUUGCAUUUAUUAGAGUUUAGUUACUGUGAAUAAAAUAGCUGAUAACAACAUAAUAAGGAGUGAGUAGUAGUAAUAAUUGUAUUCUUUAAGUGAAGCAAGCUGGCAAGGAAUGUAGGAAUAAGACAAGAACCUAACUAACUAGUAAAUACCUCCCAACUGACGAGUCCCUUAUCGGACGAAACACGCGUUCUUGAUUACCCUGCCAGUCAUCAAAGUUAACAACACAUUUUACGAAUAUACGAGAUAACUGCUAUUUGCUUCUGCAUACAAAGUGUCAUUUUGCAAACUAGAAUCUGUACUUUUUAAUGGACUAGCCAUUGGGGUGUUCUAAAUCUUGCUGCCUCUCUUUGUAAGUUAUGUAUCUGCUGCCCCAAAAACAUUCAGACUGUUAU
Messenger RNA from Heterobilharzia americana, 1448 nucleotides. The record is from the annotation of a GenBank genome assembly. NCBI's taxonomy places the organism in Eukaryota, Metazoa, Platyhelminthes, Trematoda, Strigeidida, Schistosomatidae.